UGCGUCCUGUAAAUCCUGUAUUUUACACAGAUAAUGUAUGAUAGUGAUUUCACUCCUGAAGCUCAUUUCUAAUUGGUUAAACUGACGGUGUUACGACACUGUUUUCGUUUCCAACAGCUCCAAAAUCAAUCGGAGAACAGUACUUGGUGUCUCCUACCUCCACAUUUUCCGCUCUCUGUCCAUUUGUAGGAAGAAAUGUAUAAAAUCCCCCUUUACUUUCCUCAGGAGUGCCAGUCAAUGCAUGUGCGCUCUCGCGCGUGUGUGAGUGAGGUGUCAAUCAAAGCGGCGGCUUCUCUUUCAUCUCUAUAGUCAGUCAGAGAUCAGGGGGAGGAGUACAGCACUACACUCUCUCCAGCCCAACAUUACUCUCAGUCUCUGCUGAGCGCAUUUCUGAAGAGGGACACCUUUAUACCCAAGAAACCAAACGGGAAUGACACACAGCAUCUGAACUCGAGUACUUUUUUUUUUUAACUGUCAAAACCGUCCUGCGUUCAACUAUAACUUCUAACUUUUGCUUUUAAAAACACCACAGGAGUCGUACUUUAACUUGUGAAGCACUCCGCGUCGCUAUAUUGGAUUCUCGAGUGUUGCACCGGUCGCGGGAAGCGCUAACGCGCGUGUUUGGAGGUGAAAGUAUACGGGGGUUUUCUGUCGCACGCGUUCGCUUUCCGGGCGUUUGUAGGGUGAGGAGGACUUUCAAUCACCCGAGAAAUGCCGCAGUUGUCAGGUGGAGGAGGCGGCGGGGACCCGGAGCUCUGCGCCACCGAUGAAAUGAUCCCGUUCAAAGAUGAGGGAGACCCGCAGAAGGAGCAGAUCUUCGCGGAGAUCAGCCACUCUGAGGAGGAGGGAGACUUAGCGGAGAUCAAGUCAUCUCUGGUCAACGAGACAGAAAUCAGUCCUAACAGUCACGACGCAGCUAGACAGUCCCAAAUAACACCAGACUCUUAUCAUGAGAAGCACAGGGACCAUCUGGAUGAUGGUAAGCAUCAAGACAUGUACAGCAAAGGCCACCCGUACCCCAGUUACCCAGGAUACAUCAUGAUGACCAAUAUGAACAAUGAACCCUACAUGAACAACGGCUCUCUCUCACCUCCCAUUCCCAGAAUGUCAAAUAAGGUGCCAGUGGUCCAGCCGUCCCAUGCCGUUCACCCCCUUACCCCUCUGAUCACAUACAGCGAUGAGCACUUCGCACCCGGCCCACACUCGGGACAUCACCCACAGGACAUCAACUCCAAGCAAGCAGGUAUGCCCAGGCAUCAUCCUGGACCGGACAUUCCCAAUUUCUACUCCCUUUCCCCUGGGGGAGUUGGACAGAUGACCCCUCCUCUGGGAUGGUUCUCUCAUCACAUGGUACCAGGCCCUCCUGGACCCCAUGCCACGGGAAUCCCCCAUCCUGCCAUUGUCAACCCACAGGUGAAACAUGAACCACAGCACGAAGCAGACCUGAUGCACAUGAAACCUCAUCACGACCAGAGAAAGGAGCAGGAGCCCAAAAGACCUCACAUUAAGAAACCUCUAAACGCUUUCAUGCUGUAUAUGAAAGAGAUGCGUGCCAAUGUGGUGGCCGAAUGCACGCUGAAGGAGAGCGCCGCGAUCAAUCAGAUCCUCGGGCGGAGGUGGCAUGGUUUAUCUCGGGAAGAGCAAGCUAAGUAUUACGAAUUAGCCCGCAAGGAACGGCAGCUCCAUAUGCAGCUUUACCCAGGAUGGUCUGCCAGAGACAAUUAUGGAAAGAAAAAGAAGCGGAAGCGGGAAAAGAUCCAGGAACCUGCUUCAGGUACAGGCCAGAGAAUGAAAACGGCGUACAUCUGAACAAUGGU
Molecule: messenger RNA, 1817 nt
Organism: Sinocyclocheilus anshuiensis
Lineage: Eukaryota; Metazoa; Chordata; Actinopteri; Cypriniformes; Cyprinidae
Product: lymphoid enhancer-binding factor 1-like
Exons: 10
Coding region: 712-1809 (365 amino acids)
Biological process (GO): regulation of transcription by RNA polymerase II; canonical Wnt signaling pathway
Cellular component (GO): chromatin; beta-catenin-TCF complex
Molecular function (GO): DNA-binding transcription factor activity, RNA polymerase II-specific; RNA polymerase II cis-regulatory region sequence-specific DNA binding
Source: RefSeq, a predicted model, not a curated record